AUGGACAAGACCGACAUUACAGAGGAGAUCAUGGAAAAACCACAAGAAAUUAUGCAAUGGUUCCCGCCUACCAACCUAAAGGAACUGGACGUUUGUGUACGUUUUGCUUCUCAGGAAGACUUCGGGAAUCUCCGUCAACUAGCGACUGAUUAUUCUCAGUAUCAGGAGCUUUAUAGCUACACAGUUUUAAGAUACCGAAAAGACUAUGAGGCCCAGCGAGCACUGCGAAUUAGGACGAUUCAUGCAUUCUUCCACCGCCAUAAAAUUACAGUGGCUGGCGCGGAAAACAUGGGCCGAGAGGAGCUUGAAAUGAAAUAUCAGCUGGCAAAGCUAUUCAUGUAUAGGAGACUUGUACAAGAAAGAUUUAUGGCCAUGAAAAGGGAAGAAGGGAAGUCAACAUGUAUCAUUACAGAGAUUACAGAUGACCAGGAUACCCCGUGGUAUUAUCGGCUAAUUCCGUGCUGCGCAGGUACCCAGAAACCAAAGGUAAAGAAACAAAAAAGAAAGAAAAAAAGCACUGGAGGAUCCAGACUGUUUGGAAGAAUUCGAAAAUUCUUCUGCCGACGCUCUCAGAAAUUAAAUGAAAAUUGA
Molecule: messenger RNA, 591 nt
Organism: Magallana angulata
Lineage: Eukaryota; Metazoa; Mollusca; Bivalvia; Ostreida; Ostreidae
Exons: 8
Coding region: 1-591 (196 amino acids)
Source: RefSeq, a predicted model, not a curated record